Molecule: messenger RNA, 1068 nt
Organism: Wyeomyia smithii (pitcher-plant mosquito)
Lineage: Eukaryota; Metazoa; Arthropoda; Insecta; Diptera; Culicidae
Product: soma ferritin-like
Exons: 2
Coding region: 18-638 (206 amino acids)
Biological process (GO): iron ion transport; intracellular iron ion homeostasis
Cellular component (GO): cytoplasm
Molecular function (GO): ferric iron binding; ferrous iron binding
Source: RefSeq, a predicted model, not a curated record
ACACUAGUGUCAAAAGCAUGUUUCCACUGCGCCGUAUUCCCUUUACUUUUGUGUCGAAACGAUUUUUGUCCAAUAAUGAUUCAAAUCCUAGUUGUGAUCCCAGUGGAAAAGCGGAAAAUCUAGCUCCUUCGAAGAUUAGUGCCGAUGUACAGGCGGUGAUCAAUGAACAGAUCAAUGCCGAGUUAAGUGCAGCUUACACCUACCUAGCGAUUAGCUAUUAUUUCGCCAAGUCCACCGUCGGUCUAAUGGGAUUCUCAAAGUUCUACCAAGCAAUGUCUGCGGAAGAAAUAGAACACGGGAACAAGCUGGCACGCUACCUGCUGGCUCGAAAUGGUUCCGUCGAUUUGCACACCGUCAAGAAACCCGCCCACUGCAGCUGGGGCAACAUUGGAACAACCUUGAACGAAACCAUCCGGCUGGAGAGCUGCGUCUCCGAGUGUCUAUCUCAGCUGUACCGUACGGCCGAGAAACACCACGAUCUCGUAACGACCGACUUUAUUGUUGGAGAAUUUCUCAAAGAGCAAAUCGAAUCGAUAAGAGAUGUCAACCUUCUGAUCGCAAAAUGGCGAACGCUGGAGAAAGCCCCCGAUGGAGCUUACCUGCUGGAUAGGGAGCUGCAAAGGAAACAUCAAAACUGACUUAUUUCAUAUAGAUUUAUUUGUAGCGAUUGGCACCAAAUUUCGGUUAAAACAUUGCACAUAUGCCCUCAUUAAAAUUGUCAGUUUCGUAAUACUAUUUUUGUGUGAUGAUGUUUUUGCUUUGUCGUCUAACGGUUAGAGAUAGAUUACAGCUCGAAGUCAUCCACCGAGCUGAGAGUGGUUUCGAUUAGCAGAUUAAAAUCUAGCUCGUUCAGGCUAGCCUUGGCCGUUAGCAAAUCCAGAAAGCAAUCCAGCGGUUCCUGCAUCUUUUGCACGGCACUCAUCUGCUCGCCAAGAUCUGUCAGCCGAGUGAAAGGAAUAGGACAUACACAGGCUGCGUUAAGCUCCGAGUUUUAUUUUUAAAGGAAACCAACGAAUAAAACAACGCAUUGAACAUCUAAACUGUCUCGUUACAUAUAUACAAUCUUAC